Molecule: messenger RNA, 2928 nt
Organism: Corythoichthys intestinalis (scribbled pipefish)
Lineage: Eukaryota; Metazoa; Chordata; Actinopteri; Syngnathiformes; Syngnathidae
Product: cysteine protease atg4da-like
Exons: 10
Coding region: 176-1306 (376 amino acids)
Molecular function (GO): protein-phosphatidylethanolamide deconjugating activity
Source: RefSeq, a predicted model, not a curated record
AGCCCAUUCCCAACGUAAACAAGGAAGUUGAACGUGUGAGUUGGUUUGCUAACUGUGAAUUUCAUUGACAAAUUUGACUCGUUAAAGUUUACAGAAAGAUAUUGCCAGAAUGAAGCAUCUGCAAUGGCCUUAGGGAGUGUUCCCUUGUGGUCAUUCUUAUUCAUAUCUGCUGGUUAUGGACCCAACUGCCUCCUUGACUUGCUCUGGGAGCCAGUCUCCUACAGAUGAAUUUAUGGACGACUGGCUCUUCCUAUCCUCUACCUCAGCUGCCUCUCCUUGCUAUGAAGAAGAGAGCAGAGAUGACAAGGAGAAAAGAGGAAAACUUAAAUCCAAGUUGAUCUCAGCAUGGAAUAGUGUCAAAUAUGGAUUAUCCUUCAAACAGAAAUCAAAUUUAGGCAAAAACUCUACUGUGGUCUUCUUUGGAACGUCAUAUCAACUCAGGGAUCGAGGGGAGAACGAGUGUUUCCACCACUCCUUUGCUGCUCUUCUGUGGUUUACAUAUCGACGUGGUUUCCCACAGCUGAAAGGCAGCUCUCUGACAACUGACAGCGGCUGGGGAUGUCUUCUCCGCACAGGGCAGAUUUUGUUAGCGCGAGGCUUGCUUCUACAUCUGAUGCCAGAAGGCUUGACAUGGUCUGUGAGCCAUCAUAAAUUCAAAGAUGAUAUGGAUCUCCCAGAGAUCUUCUCUGAAGCUAGAGGAAUGUGUAUACAAAAUUCCAAAGGGCUCGAGAAAAGUGCUCGAAAACUGAGUUUGGGCUCCCUCAUGGACAGAUGCAUGGAGUCCACUCAUAGGAAGGUUGUGUCAUGGUUUGCAGAUAAUCCAUCAGCUCCUUUUGGGAUACAUCAGCUUGUAGAGUUUGGCAAAAGCUUAGGGAAGAAAGCAGGGGACUGGUACGGCCCAUCUAUUGUGGCGCAUAUUUUAAGGAAAGCUGCAGAAGCAUCAACUGCCCUUCCCAAUCUCGCUGUAUAUGUUGCACAAGAUUGUACCAUCUAUGUAGAAGACGUAAAUGAUUUGUGUGAACAGACCUUUUCUGGGAUCUCCUCUGCAUCUAUUCAGCCAUGGAAAGCCAUAAUACUCCUUGUGCCAGUGCGACUUGGAGGACAAGACCUCAAUCCCGCCUAUAUCACCUGUAUCAAAAAAAUCUUGACAUUACAAUGUUGCAUUGGUAUCAUUGGAGGCAAACCAAAGCACUCUCUCUACUUUGUUGGUUUCCAAGAUGACCAUUUAUUGUACUUGGACCCUCAUUACUGUCAACCCACAGUGGAUGUAACAAAGGACAACUUUCCUUUAGAGAUGCUUUAUUGAUGCCAUAGUGACUAAAACCCAGACAAGAUCCAGAUCUUCAACAUUCUUUUAUGGAUUGGUCCGUGAGCUUGUUCCACUAUACAACAAAUUGGCGGGUGGGCAGGCAUGUAGGCGACUCUUUGGCAGCAAACAUAUUUACGUGCAAACACACAUAAUUAUGGUGAAUUGGUUUUAAAUUUUCAAAGUAGUCUUCCUUUUCAGAACUUUGAAAUUGCCUAUUCUUUACUAUGUUAUUCAUAGGCGGAGUUUGACUUUUGGGGGAGGGGAGCACAAUAUGUUGAUGACUCUGCAACGCAGUGUCACUAAUAAAAUAACUUACAAUAAUAGUUAUAAUAAUAAGUUGAAAAUGAGCGCUUUUUGUUUCCCAUCUUUUUUAUGGGAAUUCUAAAUCAGACUGCUUAGGGCAGCUACAAUUUUCACCAAGAUCAUCAUCCACUGAAUAUGGUACGCUCGCCAAUGGUGGCUUUGUUGUACAAUUAGCGUCUUUAGUGGGGCACAUUGCAACUCAGCUAACCAUUUUCAUGGUCCACAUUUUCAAUCCUGGGUUCUUGCUCAGUAGUUGUUGCUUUUGAAAGCUUAGGUUUGAAAAAAAUUACGUACAUCCAUCUUGCCUCUUCGGUCCUCAGGUGGUUUUGGCUAUGCAAAGCAAAUGACCGUCUAAGGCAGGGGUGCCCAAACCGGUCCUCAGGGGCCGCUGUGGUUCCUGGUUUUUGUUCUACUACUGAUCGAGCACAGAUGGUUUAACCAAUGAGGUUUUUGCUAAAACAAGCAGCACCUGACUACAAUCAACUGAUCACACUUGUAAGACAACAGAUUGGUGGAAAGGUGUCGUCCUAUUUUGUUGGAAAGAAAUCCUACACCCACUGUGGCCCGAUGUGGAAUAGUUUGGAGACCCCUGGUCUAAGGUGUUAGUCACAUGAUCUGUUCGAAAAAUAAUUUUGACCCAUUGUAAAAAAAAAAAAUUUCAUCUAAUUUUGUUGUUUUAUUGCUUUACAACUUUCAUAGACAAUAUUUAACCGGAAAACUCUUAAUUUUGAAAUCCUAUAUAGGAAAGUCAAUUACAUGCAAUGAAACUUUUCGGCCACCAGGGGGACAUGCCCCCCUUAAACGCCGCGUAUGAUUCCUAUUCCAAAAUGACCCCUGCGAAAACAAGCACGAGUGGGCCACAGUACACUACAGUUUGAAGGCUGCACACGCAUGCCAUCUACUGCCAACUCGGAAACUACAAGCAACACAGGCACCAAAAUAAGUCAAUGACCUCUACUGGUAAAUUCCCAACCCUACAGGAGGCUACCUUCUACUAGCUAGCUUCUAACUAUGAUCCCGCAAUUAAUUAAUCAGCCCUGAUCCAAAAAAUUAAUAAUCAGGAUUUAAGGCUCAAUUGAUACUAGCCCAGUCUACAUAGCUACCAAGUUUCAAGAUGCUGGUUUCAUGAAUGACAGAGGAGUAGGACUUCAAGUUAGUGUCCACAGGAACAACAACUAGUGUGAUGACUUGACAGGCCUUAAGUCUGUAAUAAAAACAUCAAAGCUAGUCAGUGAUGACAUAAGAUUUGUGUACAGUGAUAUAUGAAUAAAAACUAGUAUGUUUUUUAAUGUAUUUAUUUAUUUUGAUAUUUCCAU